AUGAAAUGCGGAAAGAAGUUUGCAGAGCAGGAAAUCCUUGAUGCUCAUACGAAGAGACAUAGCGGCGAUAAACCACAUAAAUGCAGAAUUUGUCCAAAGCAGUACAAUUUUAGAGCUGACCUGAAAAGACAUAUGCUCUUGCAUAAUAAGAAAGCCGAUCCUUAUACUUGCACCACUUGUGGUAAGGGAUUUUCGAGGAGGGAUCAAUUCAAGACUCACUGCUUGAGCCAUGAGAGGAAAGCUGCCUUGCAUAAUAAGAAAAACUAUCCUUUUAUUUGCACGACUUGUGUCGCCGAGGAACCACUUGUACCAAAGCGUGCCACCGCUAAAGCGCAAGAAGAAAAACCAAAGCAUAAAUGCACAUUUUGUGACCGAGUUUUCACGAAAGUCUGCUACUUAAAACAACACACAAAUGCUCAUCACGAUGCCAAAAAAAAAUACAGGUGCAUGAAAUGCGGAAAGAAGUUCGCAUCGCAGGAAAUCCUUGAUGCGCAUUCGAAAAAGCAUAGCGGCGAUAAACCACAUAAAUGCCAAAUUUGCCCAAGGCAGUACAUAUUUAAGACUGACUUGAAAAGUCAUAUGUUCGUGCAUAAUAAGAAAAACUAUCCUUUUAUUUGCACGACUUGUGGUAAGGGAUUUUUGAAGAAGCAUCAAUUCAAGAACCACUGCUUGAGUCACGAGAGGAUAGCUGCCCUGUGCAUGAAAUGCGGAAAGAAGUUUGCAGAGCAGGAAAUCCUUGAUGCUCAUAUGAAGAGACAUAGCGGCGAUAAACCACAUAAAUGCAGAAUUUGUCCAAAGCAGUACAAUUUUAGAGCUGACCUGAAAAGACAUAUGCUCUUGCAUAAUAAGAAAGCGCAUCCUUAUACUUGCACCACUUGUGGUAAGGGAUUUUCGAGGAGGGAUCAAUUCAAGACUCACUGCUUGAGCCAUGAGAGGAAAGCUGCCUUGCAUAAUAAGAAAAGCUAUCCUUUUAUUUGCACGACUUGUGGUAAGGGAUUUUCAAGGAAGAAUCAAUUCAAGAAUCAUUGCUUAAGCCACGAGAGGAAAGCUGCCUUGUAUGAUAUGAAAAGAAGCCUUCAUGAAUAA
Brassicogethes aeneus is the source of this 1086-nucleotide messenger RNA. The record is from the annotation of a GenBank genome assembly. NCBI's taxonomy places the organism in Eukaryota, Metazoa, Arthropoda, Insecta, Coleoptera, Nitidulidae.